AAGGAAAUGUUUAUUAUUACAUUAAUUACGUCAGCGUUGGGUUUGAGAUUCUAAUCUUAAAGUUUUUAUGAUUUUAUCAAUUCUCAACAAUCAACAUGGAUUUCUGGACAUAAUGAGAGAUGGGAAUAAUUUAAUGAAGCAACAUUAAAGACUUAGAUGGGAACAUUUUUAGAUGAACCUGAAUUUAUGAAAUUAUAAUAAAAGUAGGAAGAGGAAUUACAAAAUUUGGAGAUCCCAGAGAAUUUUGAUUCUAGAGAAUAAUGGCCAAAUUGUGAAUCAAUAAAAGAGGUUAGAGAUUAAUCUACAUGUGGUUCAUGUUGGGCAUUUGGAGCAGCAGAAGCAAUGAGUGAUAGAUUAUGUAUAGCAACAGGGAAAUAGACAAGAAUAUCAACAGAAGAUUUACUAACAUGUUGUGGAAUAACAUGUGGUAUGGGAUGUAAUGGUGGAUUUCCAAGUGGAGCAUGGAAUUAUUUUAAAAAUAAAGGAUUAGUAACAGGUGAUCUAUAUAAUGAUAAUUAAUGGUGUAGACCAUAUACAUUUCCACCAUGUGAUCAUCAUGUUGAUGAUGGAAAAUAUGGUCCAUGUGGUGAUUCAUAACCAACACCUGCAUGUAUUAAAUCAUGCACAACUUAAUCAGGAAGAAAUUAUGAUUCAGAUAAAAUAAGAUCAGUUGAUUCAUAUUCAGUAUCAUCUAAAGUUGAAUAAAUUUAGAAUGAAAUUAUGACAUAUGGUCCUGUUGAAGUAAUAUAUUUAUCAUAUUAUAAUUAUAGGCAUCAUUUACAGUAUAUGAAGAUUUCUUAACUUAUAAAUCUGGUGUUUAUUAACAUGUUACUGGAGCUAGUCUUGGAGGACAUGCUGUUAAAAUUAUUGGAUGGGGUAUUGAAAAUAAUGUACCAUAUUGGUUGGUUGUUAAUUCAUGGAAUGAAGGAUGGGGAGAAAAUGGAUUAUUUAAAAUACUUAGAGGAUCAAACCAUGUUGGUAUUGAAGGUGGAAUUAAUGCUGGUAGAUUAAUUUGA
Messenger RNA from Paramecium sonneborni, 1016 nucleotides. The record is from the annotation of a GenBank genome assembly. Lineage: Eukaryota; Ciliophora; Oligohymenophorea; Peniculida; Parameciidae.